This is a messenger RNA of Fimicolochytrium jonesii, 1803 nucleotides long. Its product is annotated as WD40-repeat-containing domain protein. The record is from RefSeq and is a predicted model, not a curated record. Gene Ontology annotation, cellular component: anaphase-promoting complex. The transcript has 5 exons. Gene Ontology annotation, molecular function: ubiquitin ligase activator activity; anaphase-promoting complex binding; protein binding. NCBI's taxonomy places the organism in Eukaryota, Fungi, Chytridiomycota, Chytridiomycetes, Spizellomycetales, Powellomycetaceae. Gene Ontology annotation, biological process: positive regulation of anaphase-promoting complex-dependent catabolic process; positive regulation of ubiquitin protein ligase activity; anaphase-promoting complex-dependent catabolic process. Bases 99 to 1652 code for a protein of 517 amino acids.
CCCCGAAGACACAAUCAAGCAGAAUCUUCCCUCCUGUCAAAUCGCACCACACGAGAACGAGAGCAAACCUUCUUUCGUAAAGAAUCUAGUCUGCAGGAAUGGCAGGUCCAGGAAUGACGACCCCUCAGAAACCCACUACUCCCGGGUCAACGUCCUCGUCGUCGUCAGGGAGCGCUGCGCUGCAGCCAUUACCGACCCCGACGACAGCGACGCCGCGGAAACGCCGGUGGUCAGAGACCGAUGGCGCGGACGAGUUCGCGUCGAGAGGGCCAUUUGAUAGAUUCGUGGCGUCGGGGGUCAGUCCGCUCGCUACGCCCCAGCUACGACAUGCUUUCAGGCACCACGGUGGCACGUCACCACCACAACCACCAACACCCCGCACCACUCCGAAAUCCCUGUACGCCAGCUCACUCGGGGUAGAUACCAACAUUGAUGGCCGACUACUACAACAUGGGGUCUCCCCCACUACACCUACGGCUCCCGAACAACUGACACUGGAUCGCCUCACAGCCACGCCAACGAAGCAUGGCGAGCGCGCGUUCCCGUUGGAAGACGAGAGGGCAUUGACGAAACAGAGAAUCAUUCCAAGAACGCCGGAGAGAGUCCUUGAUGCGCCAGGGAUGCGGAAUGACUAUUAUAUAGACGUACUAGACUGGUCCGCAGAUAAUAUCCUGGCAGUUGGACUUGGGAAUAAAGUGUACCUAUGGGAGGAGCACACAUCCGCAAUACACGAGCUCUGGACCGUAGACGAAGAUGACUACAUCGCCUCUUGCAAGUUCUCGCCCGACGGCUCCCGCCUUGCAGUCGGCACUAACGAAGGUCGCUGCGAGAUCUUCACCGUCCCCCGCCUCAGGUUCAAAGAAGGCCGCUGCCUCGCCCGCAUCCGCCAUCGAGACGGCCUUGGCGCUCUCAUCUGGUGCAAAAAGGACGACAACCUCUAUCUCACCACCGGCGACAAAAAGGGCACCAUCCGCGUCUACAACACCACCGAACGCCGCGCAGGCGCCAGCGCCGGCCAAUCGCUGCAGCAACGCACGCAUUGUGUUUUGGUGCGGGAGUGGGAGGGAACGCAUACGGACCGCAUCGUCGGACUGAAAUGGACAAAGGACGCGAGGCUACUGGCGAGUGGCGGGAACGAUAACUUGGUCGUUAUAUGGCAGCUGGAGAGGGAGACGCCGAAACAUAUCAUUAGGGAUCAUAUGUCGGCUGUGAGAGCGCUGGAUUGGUGUCCUUGGGACGAGGAUCUGUUAGCUACGGGAGGGGGUCUGGAUGAUCGGAAAAUUCGGGUGUAUACAAGUCGAGGCGAAAAGCGGCUCGAAAUCGAAACCGGCUCCCAGGUCUGCUCCCUCCACUGGUCCCCCUACGCCCAAAACCACCACCGCGAGCUCAUCUCCACCCACCACACCCUCGGCGACCAGCUCAUCAUUUGGCACUGGCCCUCCAUGCGCGAGGUCGGGCGCUUGCCGGGACACACUCAAAGACCACUGUUCCUCGCCGUCUCCCCGGGGGGAGAAGUGGUUGUGACGGGAAGCGGGGACGAGAAUCUGAAGUUUUGGAAGUGUUGGGCGUUGAGCGAUGUAGGGCCUAGGAGCGUUGGUGCGGGCGCUUCGGCGAAGGUGGGCGCGGGAGGGUUGUCUGCGGAUUUGCGAUAGAUGCCUGCCCUCAGCGUGCACUACGUCGGGAAGGAGUAGAUGGGAUGCGUAGGAUAGUCCGUAGGUAUGUUUGCCACUGCGGGUCGUUGGGUUGUUGUAGAAGAUUGUGUCUCGUUUUCCCUGUACAUACGUAGAUGUUUCUCCUUGCCUU